Messenger RNA from Oldenlandia corymbosa var. corymbosa, 845 nucleotides. Lineage: Eukaryota; Viridiplantae; Streptophyta; Magnoliopsida; Gentianales; Rubiaceae. The record is from the annotation of a GenBank genome assembly.
CUUAUUUGUAAGUUGCAAAGUUUGAUCACCAAACCUUCACUACAAUUCCCCAUUUAUUUAAACAAACCCACCCCACAUCCAGAAACACAAAAAUCAAGAAAAAACAACAAGAGAAAAUGGAGAUGAUCAAAUCCAUCAUGACCCUGUUCAUAUCAUUAACAAUAUUCAUCAUCAUUUUCAGAGCUGAAGAAAUCAAUGCUCAGUUUGGCCAACAACAACAACAACAGAACCAGCAGAAUCAGCAGGGCCAAAAUCAGGGGCAGCAACCAUCAUAUUCAUCAUCACCAGCAGCAAACAAUUGUGUGCAACAACUUCAGCCCUGUUUGGAGUAUCUGGAUGGAAACAGGGAUCCACCAAACAGCUGUUGCGACCCGUUACGAUACGUGAUCAAAUCCGAGCCAGAGUGCCUGUGCAGUAUGAUCAGCAUCAGGGGAGCUAAUCAGGCUGAAAGGGCUGGAAUCAACUUGACUAAUGCUCAACAGUUGCCGGCCAGAUGCGGAGAGCGCAUCAAUCCUCUGGGCUGCAUUCUUGGUUCAAACAGCUCAAGUUCUUCCGGUUUAACGUUGUGGACAGUUCCAAGCUUGAUCAUUAUGGCUGCUGCUUCAUGGAUUUUUGUUUUGUAAUGUGUCUCUUCUGUUUUCUAGCAAGUAGAAUCCUUUGCCAAAAUCAUGUCAUUUAUGCCUUAUUUUCUUUCUUUUUCAUUUAACAGAUUUGCACAGAGAUAAGUGGAAUAUGUCCAAAUUGUUAUUGCUAAUGGAUGAUUUAUAUUGAUAACAAUCCCUUGAAUGCAAUAUUUCCUUUUUCAAAUAUUUUUUCCUUCUGCAUGAUAUAGUAUCAAACAGAAA